Molecule: messenger RNA, 387 nt
Organism: Perca flavescens (yellow perch)
Lineage: Eukaryota; Metazoa; Chordata; Actinopteri; Perciformes; Percidae
Product: rab9 effector protein with kelch motifs
Exons: 5
Coding region: 1-387 (128 amino acids)
Molecular function (GO): protein binding
Source: RefSeq, a predicted model, not a curated record
AUGGACCUGGAGCUUGUUUCUCCUGAAGAUGUGACAUGGGAGGAGAUUCCACAGAGUGGGGAAGUUCCCUCAGCCAGAGAAGGACACACUCUUAGUGUUGUCAAAGGGAAGCUGUAUCUGUUUGGAGGAGUGUCCAGUCCUGAAGCCACUGAGUGUCUCCCAGGAGUCUACAGCUUUGAUAUUGUGUCUCUGACUUGGGAGUGCUUAGCAAUCGGGGGUGUGGCCCUCAAAACCCUAAGACACUGCUCUGUUGCCAUGGGAGACAACAUCUACGUGUACGGAGGCAUUUUUGAAGGGAAUCCAAUCGACAAUCUCAUGGUCUUCAACACAGCAUCUCUCACCUGGACGCCGGUAAAAACUAGCGGAUCUCUGCCGCCUGCCCUGUAA